AAACCGACAAUACAUUCAGUUUGUGAGUGGACGAAAUACGAUCGAGACGAUCAGCGAGAUCAAGUGAAAACUAUUUAGAAAUCGAACAGCCGUCGAGCAAACGGAAGCAGACGACAAAAAAACGCCGCAGUGCUCGCUUGCUUGCUUGCUAGUCGCUAGAUUGCGCGGUUAUGUAAGCGUUUGACAUUGUUUCGCCAAUUUGGCUGCCAAAAUAAAUCCAAUUGUGCCGUUUAAGUUUGCCUAAAAUAACUAAAUUAAUAUUGAAAUUAGUUGGUGAAAAGAAGUGCUGUAAUUUUGAAGUGAAAGAAACGCGUGCGUCUUAAGCACAGAAAAUUUUCAAAAAUAACACAGAGCAGCACCUCCCUGGGCUGGCUGUUUGGCUACUUGGCUGACGCGGCUGGCUGGCUGACUAACUUAACUUGCACAUCUUGUUCAUAUUUUGGGAAUUAGUGUGGCAAAUAAACACACACAAGCACACAUAAACAGACACAAAAAAAUUAAAAAUAAAAGAAUUAAAAAAUAAAAUAAAAACAUACAAACAAAUACACAUACAACCUUAUACGCGCAUCGCCUUGUCAACGUAUUGCUGUGUCUUUUUUGAUUAAUUAGUGUGUGUGUGUGAGUAAGUGUUUUGGUGCGCCUUGCUUGAUUAAAACAUUAAAACACGACAAUUACCAACCAUAAAUUGCAUUUUGGCGAGGAAGCAAAUAAAUUUUAGUUAAGGAAGUAGCAGCCCACAUUUAGCGGACAAUUUGACUCGACUUGAUAGAAAUAUGGCGACGCAUUCGAACGCGAACACGCUCUCAACCAAACUAAAUCGUAAUGUGUUGACUAUGCCAAAAUGGGUGACGGAAACCCAUGAUCGCAUCGGUCCGAAACCACCACCGCCACCAUCACCAUCGACGCCGGAUAGUGCGCUUAAAGUGCCUGUAUUGCCACCGAAAACGAAAAAUCUACCCGAGCCCGAUUAUGAAGUCAUCGAGUUCUCUGGCCAGCAAUACUCGAAUGAGGUUCUCAAAGCGGGCAGUCGUUCGAAAACGCCAAGUACACCAGAUGCAAAGCUUAAAUGCACGCUCUGCGGUUCCCACAAUCCCUGGGUCACAUGUGAGGAGUGCGCACAGCAAAUAUUUUGCGCCUCAUGUGAUGAUAUGUUUCACAAGCAUCCCAAGAGGCGCACGCACGUGCGAAAGGCCAUUGAACAGAACCGUCCACCGUUACCGCCGAAAAUUUUACCCGGACAAAAUGGACCAACACCACCGGUGGCGCCACCAAGACGCAAGGCACGCGGAUUUACACCACUUCUGCCGCGCAAGGAACAGGUCAAUACGAAUACGCUGCCAAUACCGCCCUCGCCGACACCCUCAUUAAGGAGCACAUCCUGGCAGGAUCGCGUUAGUUCGCUCAAAAGUGGACUGAAUCUGAUGAAUCGUCCCUUACCCGAUACACCGAAGACACCGAACAGCGAACACACCUCGUCACGUUCGGUCACACCGAAAUCGGUGUUCGACAGCAUACAACGACCGCCAUCCGUUACAUUGGAGAAGAUCAAGAGUAAGGCUAGCGCCACAUUGGAUCGCAUGACAUUGCUGCAGCAACGUUAUCGUCAACACAAAGAGGAGAGUCUCAAAGGCAACACAGAUCACAGCGGUUCUGUAACAGAUCAGAACCUCUCAUUUGAUCAAUGGUCAACCAUCUCACCGUCGCCAUCACAUUUUCGCUCAGGCAGCAUGUCGUCCGGGAUCAAUUCAUCUCAUUUUGACCUCACGGAUGAUACACAUUUUCACAAUAUGUUUAAUCAACGGCAGAUGCAUACAUCCGCGGCACAUCAGCCACGCGCCAACGGUCAAAUGGGCACACGUGGCAUGAGCACGUCCGUCUUCAAUUUGAAUCACAUAAAUCGUCGCGCACCAGAGCCGCAGAAUGCGUGGAUGAACAAUCCGAUGCAGCAGGCUCAAUCCAUGGCUCAUCUGAAUUGCGCAACUUGUGUCAACCCACAAAGUAACGCCUGGCACGCCCAACCACAACGCAUGCCACAUAUUCAUUCACAGGGCGGUGAAUGGAAUAAUCAAUUUAGCUCACAACAACAAUUGAAUCGUUCGAACUUAUCACUUAACGUUGGCGCCGGCUAUAUGCUGCCACAUCACCAUGGCGCUGGUGGCAUGAUGGCACCACCACCAGUCUUCAUGAACCAAACAGGCAUGAUGGCGGGCAUGUAUCCAUAUCCCUACAAUGCGGGUAUGCCUGUUAUGAAUCCAGGUCUCAUGGGCAUGCCACCGCCUACACGUUCACGCGCCACCUCACGUGCCGGCUCACGCGCCGCUUCGCCAGCGAUGAGUCGCAAAUCCAUGCCGGUGCGACGAAAACAACGCACCACCAGUUAUGUUGAGGACGAACUGACCGACGAUGAGGACUCCGAUCAAGAUGAUCGCCGCUCGAUUGUCUCGAAUCGUUCUGGCAUGACGAAUACGCUACGCGCACGUCAACGACGUAUGUCGAGCGCUUCACAGCUGUUGGAUGAUGAAAGCGAAACAAAUCCACGACAAACACGCGCGAAGCUACGUGAUGCGCGUGAUCGUCGCGGUUCUAUUGCUAAAUCAGUGCAGAGUGAUUGGUUGCCUAGUCGACGAACAACUGUGUCGCAAAGUAACAGCGGCAGUCGACAGAAUGAACCGGGUUUUAUUAAUACACUCAAGCCGACGCGCAUUUAUUCAGACUUGGACUCCGAGUCAUCGGGCACACGUGCAUUGGUACAAGCUAAAAUACAAGAGAAACUGGAUAAUGGUACAAAGCGUAGCAGUUCCAAGGAGAAAGUAGCGGAGGCUGCGCGUCAAAAACCGACUAAAGUUUCUACAGAAGUGCAAGCAGGCGGUAGUCGAACAAUUACUAAAACGACCACAGCAACUGAAACAAAAACUGUCGAAAGACAUGCCCCCACCGAAAAAGCUGGCCAAAAUGAAGCCGCAGAGACUGAAGAAGAAGAGGAGGAGGAAGAAGAAGAAGAGGAGAGCGGUAGUGAAGAGACUGAAAGUGAUCAGGAAGAAGUGGUUGCGGAAGAACACGCUACUGUGGGUGGCACGCAGCUAGAGGAGGAUAAUACGCCACAACUUGCGACUACCGAGGAAACUAACGAGGAUGACUUAGGUCCACCACCCUCGACACCAGAUCAUGAAUGGGAGUGUGAAUUCUGCACAUAUGUUAACGAACCGAAUGUGAAAAUCUGCUUGAUCUGCUGUAAAACACCUUGCAAUGUGCCGCGCAAAACCUCAACUACAGCGCCACCCACAGAGCCACCGAUAAUUGUAGAACAACCAAUAAGAGUUAACGAAUCGAUUAGUCCCGAAAGACCUACCGUACACAAAGAGAGGCGAACCAGUAGCACAGAACGAACGAAAGACAAACCGAAAGACAAAGUUAAAGAGAAAACAAAAGACAAAGUAAACAGUACAACCACCAGCACCAGCACAUCAACGGGAACGACAACAACCGCGCCAAAACGAAAAACUGGCGUCACACAAAGCAUCAUAAGUAAUCUGACGAAUGGCAUAUCCAAGCUAAAGAUCACUUCAUCCGAGAAUGAAUCGGAUAACUCAACGCUGGCGAAGAAGAAAGAAACCGUUGAAGAUGUUUGGGCUGCCUUAGAUGAUAACAUACAGACUACAGCUAAUGAGAUAAUGCGUAAAGCUGAAAAGUCUAAGCAAAGCAACAAAGUCUCCACUAGUUGCGGCACUUCACCCAUACGGGAAGUGACGAAAACUAAGGAAGUUUCAAAGCUACAGCGUAAUGUCAAAGAAACCGGCACUUCACCACCGCCGCAAAGUAUUUCGACUCAAACCUACGAUACACUACCUAUAAGACAACGUGAACCAAGUGUAACCGAAACUGUGUCCACAGGAAGUCCCGGUAUUUUUUACAACGAAAAUACACAGCUACAUCGUGAAGUUCCCUCACCACUGAGUGUUUUCUCAGCAGACACACCGCACUACGAGCCAAGACACAAAGAACCCGAAACUGAGCUCUAUAUUUUAUUGAAGGAAGCCGAGCUCUAUAAAUUCACACCCGAGGAAUUGCAUGCGGCGCUCAAGUACUGCGGUCCUUCAGUACACCCAGUACAGUGGUUACGUGAAAACUGGCAUAAACUCAUACAGACAGUGCAAAGUUUGUCGACAAAAUAUGGGCAAGAACGUGUAGAGAAUAUUAUUGGGACAGUAUCACAGGGUGAGGCAAGAGAUGCGCUACGUCAACAUGGUGGCAACAUAUGGCAAGCGGUAUCGGAAUGUAUCGAACAGCGUCAACGGAAAUACCGUGACAUCUCACGUAAAGGAAAUUACUCACGUGAAGAUAUCGUGACUGCGCUGACUAUACAUCAAGGUAAUGCGGAUCUGGCGCUUUUGGACUUGGGACGCACACAGUUGAAGCCAUUCUUAAUGCGUAUACGUGGCUCGCCAGCCGGUGUUGAGAAUGAGAGUGGUGCAAAUUUUUUUGGCAACAACUCAACGGAGCACACAAUACAACCAGAAAUUCAUGAUUUCCUCAGCGCAAACGCUUCGGAAUGCUAUCAAACACCAAAUGCAGCUGGUGCCGCUUUCAUAACCGAUCAUCUCACGCAGUCACCCGAAUCAUCUACUAACGAAUUUCGUAAUAACACGUACGAUAGCAUUUACCGUCAUAGUCCUUAUAGUAGAGAGGCAUCAUCAAGCAGAUAUCAUCUAGAUGAUCCCGCAUUUAAUAAUCAAAACAUGCUAAAAGAUCUCGAAACCCUUAUUGGUAAUAUCGAACAAAAUCAAGCGAAGCAAAGUGAACCGAUGCUCAAAACAAUGGAAUCGUUGUUGGCCAAUAGUUUAGGAAAGAGUGAAAUGGAUAAUGAGAAUGAUCCCGAAAUGAUGCGUAUACUAAUGAAAAGUCCAAUAACUAAUUUGCAUAACAAGCGUUUGCCUACCGAUUCAAACAACAGAACUGAAAGUCAAUUGGAUGUGAAGAAUUUUGUUUGGCAGCAUAUACAAGAAAUUGUACCGAACUUGGUGCAACAAGUGGAGUUGGAGCUCAUGGAAGAGGAUGCAAUGGAAACCAGUGCAAUUAAGGAAACACCAUUAGAGCCAAAGGCAGCACCACCAGAGCCGCCACCAAUCAAUGCUGAAGAGUUUAUAUUGGAGGAAGUGAUUGGACCCAAUAUAAAAGAGGCAUCCAUACGUGAGUUGGUGCCGCCUGAGUUCAUAUAUGCGGCCGAAAUUGCAACGUUCCGUAUGGAAUUCGAUCGUGCGUUGGAUAGAGAACAUGAGGAUGAAUUCGAGUUCGACAGCUUAGAGGAUGCGGAAAGAAGUAUAUAUAAAAUGUAUCCAGCACCAGAGGAAGAAAAGGUAACUGUCGCAAGUGAAGGUGUACCAGAAAAUGUUGAGACAGAAACAGAGCCCGACAUACACACUUCGGACAGCAUAGUAGAAGAUGAGAGUCUUACGCAGGUAGUAAAUGAAUUAGCAACAGCUAUCGAAAGUAUAAAAGUAGAUCAGCAAAGAACGGUAAAUGAGACACAAGCAACAACUCAAAUUGAAAACACGAAAACCAGUGAAGCAACAGAACUUAAUGUUCCUCAACCCAGUACAGUUGUAACUGAAGAAGUAGCUCAUGAAGCCAUUGAGUUACACAAUGAAUCCAAAGUUAUAGCAAUCGAAGAAACUUCCACAACUCAAGCGGUCAGCGAAUACGCUGAGUUACCAACGGCGAUCACAAAUAUUACCCCAACCGAAACGCAGUCUAUAACAACCACGUUAUUAAUACAAAACACGCUUAUAGAAGAAGUCGGCAGCAAUAGUACCGAAGUAUCUUCUACUGUCGUAUUAGAGACACCUGCGCUUCAAAAAACCGAAUCACCAGUUAUCACAAACUCUGCUGAAACUACAAAACUUAGAAGAAAUGAAAAAAUGCAGAAACGUCAAAGAAAGAGUCAAGUACCAAAGAAUACUAAUGACACUGAAACGAAAGCAGUAAUUCGAAGAAAUGCUAGUAUGGACCGAAAGGAAAGAAAAAACGCAAGUACGCAGCAAGAAACUCAAAACCAAGAAAUAAAAGGUGAGAGAUUAAAAAAUAACGACGGAACUAUUUCCUCCACUCAAACUCCUGAUUCAGCUGAAGAUCAACAGGCAGAUAAAUCACAUACCACUAAUAACAGUGAAGCAAACCAGCCGGUUUUAAGCACCAAAGAACGUCAACCGAGGGUGUCGAGAAUUCCUGUACGUCGUAGCGCAAGUCGGCUUUCUGGUGAGCAAAGAAUAAAACUCCCUAGUCAACUAACUAUUGUUCAAGCUAGUAACAAACUAACAACUGAGAAUGAUGUCCAAGCAACUAACACUGAUCGAGUUACAUUAGAACAAGACGCCAUUUUAAAUCCAUCAAGUGGAGAAGAAGUAGGAAUUGAAAUUCCUACAGGGAUAGAAAAUGAAAGGGACAAUAAUAAAGAAAUUUUACCAGAAAAUACUGAGGAAAGUCCUAAUCAUACGAGCGAAGUCGGAAGAGAACAGUCCUCAGAAGAAAUAACUGAAACUGUUACACAGGAAGGAACCAGUUCUAUGGAAGAGGGUGCUCAACCGCAAAUGGAAGCAGUUAAUGCUGAGGAUACAGUUUUGACACAAAAUUUCACUGCACCUAUUCUAGUAGAUGAGAGUUUAAACCAACAAAUUUCUACAGAAAUGCCAGGAACAAGUUUACAACCAGAUAGUGCCAAAGCAGACACUGAAACCGAGCCAGAAGGUCACAAUACAGAUGCCACUGAAGAACUGUUUGCACAAGAGACUACUACCACACAGUUGGAUGCUACUACUGAAGAACCUCUCAACCCAACAGACAGUAACUCGCUUCCGAUGGUAAUGUCUGAAACAGAGAUACGGUCUCAAGAAGUUCAAAACCAAAGUAAAGAAGAUCCACCUAUGCUGGUGACAGCUGAUGAGACGAAACAGGCAGAAAUCAUUUCCGAAGAAAGAAUUCAACAGAUUGAAGAAGAAGCAAUUACGCAAAUAACAGUUAUUGAAACUGGACAAGUCGAAGUUAGCGCUGAAGAAUUGGCACCGGUUGAAGAAAACACGCAAGCAGAAAUCCAAGAACACAUCAAUCCAACGGUGACAGAAACUCCCACACCUAGUCACGGCGAGACGGUGAAUCAAUUAAAAUCUGCUGAAGAAUCAACUGCCCAAAUAGCUUCAGAAACGACGACUCAUGAAGACACAACAAUAAGGCCAAACGAGGAAGAAUCUAGCAAUCAAUUGACUACAAGAGAAAGUACUCAAACUGAAAGCAACACAGAAGUGCACAGCAAUGAAUCACCAACAAACGAAGUAUUUCAAGAUGCAGCAGAGCUUUCAGCGGAUGAAGACGUCGAUAACAACACUACGAGCAGACCGGCUUCUAAACUCGAAAGCCAUGAUGGCAAUGAAACAUCUGAUGCUGAGCUAUAUAGCGUUGAAAGUGAAUUUUCUAGUCAUGGACAACCACGUUCUGUGACUUCUGAAGCUGAUGUGUUACUUGUGGUUGACAAUGUAACAGCGAUGUCUUUACAACAAUCCACAAGCGAUACUGCGAUAGAAGCCAAUCUUAGUAGAUCAUCAAGGCAAACUGCAACUCUGGAGUUUGUGCUUUCUCCAGAUGCCUCAAAACAAAAUCUCUCCGAACUCGUUGAGGAUACACAACGGCUGAUUAAGCAAAUGAAAGACGAAAUAAAUAUAGAAGAUUUCGAAUCUUCCGAGGAAGAGUACACCGACGAAUAUACAGAUGAAGAUGAAUAUGAUGAUGAAGACUGGGAGGGCUCGCUGGAGGAAGAAGACACAGAAUAUGAUGAAGAUGAGCUAACUGAAGAUGAUAUAGACGAUGAAGAUUAUUUUAAUGAAGAAGAUGAGGAAGGUUUAAGCGCUGAAGAUGAAGACGGUAUAGUUAAAGAAGUCAUAAACGCUGAGGAAACUGUAACCGCAAUUACAGCUGAGAUACCAACAGUGACUGCUGGAGAUGAGCAUGAAACGGAACAUGAAAAUGAAAAUAAUAGUGCCACCAAUAUCAAUAUUGAAAACACUAUCAUUCCCCCAUCAACUCAUACCGAAAUCAUUAUAACCGUCGAUACCCCAAACUCAAACGUUAUCGAUACAAAUCAUGAAGUUGCCAACAAUGCUUUAUUGACCCAGCUUGAAAAUGAAAUUCUGCCUGAUUCUAAUGCUAAUGCUAACCCAAUAGAGACUUCAACUAACGAAAUCGAAACAGAGAAUCAAACCCCCGAGUUGCCUGUAGAAGCAGUGCUAGUAAGUGAAAAGAGUUCAACAGUAACAUUACAAAGCUCAAAUAAUGAUGAUGAGGUUGAUACUAUUGCGUCGACUGAGGUGGAAGUUCACAGCGAGGAGCAAAUUGAAGCGACACCAGUUCAAGACCAAGUCACUGAAGUGCAAAACACAGGUGUGGAGACUAACACAGUGGACAAUGCUGCCGAAAACAAAAAGAUUUCAAAAAAUUCAGAAGAACCCAGCACAAGUAAAAUUUUCGAACCUAAGCCCGCUUCCAGCACUAAAACCGGCGCUGUCAGCAAGAUACCACAAAUUAGAAACGAUCCCAACGAAGCAUCUACUUCGAAAGCAGCACGAAACGCUUUGAGCAAUGCACGAAACGAUAAACCAACCACACAACAAAAAAAUAGUGUCUCGGCUUUUAAAACUGCAACUGAUAAGCCCAAACCGAUGGAAAGUAAAAUACCAAAACAAACAGCCAAGAAGGUACCCUUACGCUCGAAAUCCUUUUCGGGACCACCCGGUCCUAUUGGCAUUUCUUCGGUUAAAACCAUACAACAGGAAUUUCUCAAUCGACAGAAACAAUUAACAACACGGCUUGAGCCACCCAAAAAUCCACCAAAUAUAGUACGUAAGAAGUCAAUAACCGAAGCUAUUACUAAAUUUACGCCCAGCAUUUCAGCGGGUGCCAGUAGUUCGGCGGUAACCAGUAUUUUCCGCACCCAUCCACGUAUACCUAAGAAGAAAUAUCACGAGACAUGCUUUUCAGAUGAUGACUUUGAGACGACGUCAAGCGAAGAGGAACUCGAACCGCUGGAGAUACGCCAACGUAAGCAGAGUGUGCCCGUUUUUCGUGCGUAUCCCAGCGUACAGGAACCAGAAAUUGUGCCGCCAGAGGUGCUCGUGCGUAAAUUCAUCGACGAGAAACUUGUGACAAAUAUCGCUGAAGCGCAAAUAGCAGCCACUUUGGUCAACAUGAGAUUCCAACAAGAUGUUUCACUAUGGGCAGCCAAGGAAUGUAGCGAUCUGGAUCAAGCCAUCUCUAUGCUGCAGCAAGAGUGUGAACUCUGCAUGGGCACAUAUCCGAUGAAUCAAAUUGUCUCGAUGCUCAAGUGUACACAUAAAUGUUGCAAGCAAUGCGCCAAAACUUAUUUCACAGUGCAGAUUACCGAUCGCAGCAUCAAUGACUGCACUUGCCCAUUCUGUAAGCUGCCCGAAUUACAUGGUCACAAUGAGCAUGUGGAUGAAAAUUUAGAGUACUUCUCGAAUUUGGAUAUAUUUCUGAAGAGCAUUUUGGAUGAAGAAGUGCAUGAGUUGUUCCAGCGGAAACUGCGGGAUCGCACACUGUUGCAAGAUCCGAAUUUCAAGUGGUGCAUACAGUGCUCAUCGGGUUUCUUCGCGCGACCCAAACAGAAGCGACUCAUUUGCCCAGAUUGUGGGUCCGUGACGUGUGCGCACUGUAGAAAGACGUGGGAAAAGCAACACGAGGGUAUUUCGUGCGAACAAUUUAAAGAAUGGAAGGAAGCUAACGAUCCGGAAGUGCAGGCACAAGGUGUUCAAGAGCAUUUGGCAACAAAUGGCAUUGAUUGUCCGAAGUGUAAAUUCAGAUACUCGCUAGCCAGAGGUGGCUGCAUGCAUUUCACCUGCACCCAGUGCAAAUUUGAGUUCUGCUAUGGUUGUUGCAAACCAUUUAUGAUGGGCGCCAAGUGCACAGUAUCCUCAUAUUGCGCCAAAUUGGGUUUGCAUGCACAUCAUCCGCGGAAUUGUCUUUUCUAUUUGCGCGAUAAAUUACCCAUACAGCUGCAAAUGUUACUCAAACAAAAUAAAAUACCAUUCGAUGAAGAUCCUGUAGAGUUGCCUGGCAAUCACGACGAGGAUGCUUCAACGUCUACACCGAAAGUGCUGCGUUGUCCAAUACCAUUGCAGAAAGAGACUCCGACCGGUUUGGUAGACACUGUAUGUAAUGGCGAAGUGCCAGAUAGACAUGCUGGAUUGUGUCGCACACAUUACGUCGAGUAUUUGACCGCUAAAGUGGCUAAAGCGCGCAUUGAUCCACUGCCCAUAUUCGAUCUAACCGAUUGUGUGCAAGAGUUACGACGACGAGAUAUACGACUGCCCGAACGUGGUCCAUGGGAUACAGAUGAGAUAUAUAAGGGAAUGUGUUCUGAGGUUAUAAAGAAAAAUAUUCCGCUGGAAACGACAUGAGACCGCGAGCCACAAGUUGCUUGGACCAAUCCACCAGAUACCCAACCAUGUGUGAGCCAACACAUGAACGAGUUAUUUACCAGCGAACGAAUGUUGUGGGCUGCAAAUAUUUGAGAAGUAGAAGAGGAGGAAGAAAAAUCGAAAUGAAAAAAUAAUAUCUUUAAUGCAUUAUUUUUCAAUAAUCAUUUUUAUUUAUUUCCUCUUGUUCAUUGUCCAGUGUACUAUGUUUAUAACCGUCGCAGUCCAUUGUAUUUCUUUUAUCCACUAUACUAAUCUAUAUAACUACGAGUAAAUGUUCAAUUUAUAUUUUCUAAAGCUUAACUAGUGAAUAAAAU
This is a messenger RNA of Zeugodacus cucurbitae (melon fly), 10792 nucleotides long. It is a transcript of the gene LUBEL, whose product is annotated as E3 ubiquitin-protein ligase lubel. Gene Ontology annotation, cellular component: LUBAC complex. Gene Ontology annotation, biological process: protein linear polyubiquitination. Bases 774 to 10457 code for a protein of 3227 amino acids. The record is from RefSeq and is a predicted model, not a curated record. NCBI's taxonomy places the organism in Eukaryota, Metazoa, Arthropoda, Insecta, Diptera, Tephritidae. Gene Ontology annotation, molecular function: zinc ion binding; K63-linked polyubiquitin modification-dependent protein binding; ubiquitin protein ligase activity. The transcript is spliced from 21 exons.